UUAUAUUACACUUCAGUUCUGUCAGAUGCUUCCAAUAAUAGCAUUAAAACUAUUUCUUCUAGGGCUAAGUCUUCCCUCUGUUAGAUUAGAAAAUAGAACAGAAACCAGGAAAAACGUGACCAAAUCGGAAAAAAGUGAGAGUAACAAAACAGAAGACAGGACUGAGGGCCCACCAUUACCAACAGAGGAAAGGGAAAAUGUAACCGACAUUUUGCUAAUAGAUCUUCCAGCUGGUAGCGAUUAUGGAUUCGGUGAAGAGGACGGUGGAAAAGAAGUUUUAAUAAAAACUAAGAACAGCGAAACUAAAGGAGUAGUUCACAAGAAGAAUUCACUCUUUAGUAAAGAUCUAGAGGUAGAAGAAUGUGAGAAAGGAGAAUGUAAAAAGUCAGCGAUUGAUAGCAAGUUUAAGAAGAAACUAGAAGAUUGUACGUAUACAGGAAAAUUAGUAGAUGACCCGGACUCUACUCUCUCUGUUACUAAUUGUGCGGGUGUGAUGCAAAUGACAUACAUGUCCUCGAAAGCAAAUCUGAGUUCGAACUCAUUUCGAAAAGAAAAUGGAAAAACAUAUCAAAACGAAGGCAUAAUAAGGCGAGAUCAGAAAAUUUCCCAAAAAGGAGUUGAGGAAACUUUAGCAGAAGAAACUGCUCGAAAGGUUAAGAAUGGGGACGCAUAUCUUACUCCUGAUGGAGAAACUGUAGAAUUGGAGGAGAUGGACAGUAGAGAUUAUUCAGAUGAUAAGUGUUGCAGAGUAAAGAAAAAAAUCUGUAAGAAGGAUAAAGUUACAAAGAAAACAAAUCUGCUCAGCUGUCGUACAAGUUACUCGGACACUAAAUGUGGAGUUGAUUGCGAAAAAUACAAAGAAAGAAUUCAAAAAAAUUCCAAAAAAAAUAUAGAAAAUAUCAUGAAAAAGAACCAAACAGCAACAGAGGAAACGAAAAGUUCCGCGGGAAAAGAUGAAACAACAACAUCUAAAUCUGAAACCUCUAAGGAAGAAACACCUGAAGAAUCCACAACUGAAGCAUCCAACAACGAGGAAACUACUGAAAGUAAUGCUGAUAAAGAUAAGAAGGAUAAGAAAGAUGUGAUAAAGGACAGCUUUUACAAUGAACUAUUCGGUGACGACGAUGAAGAUGAAAAAAAAGAUGGCGAUGAUAAAGAAGAAGACGCCUACGAAAAAGAAGAAAACAAGAAGAAGACUACUGGUGGUUCAGGGGAUAAGGAUGAAAAAAGUAAAGAUCUAAGAGAUCUAGUGACUGAUGAACUAGUAAAAAUAAACGAGGAUGCUGAAACUUCUAAAAAAAGAGAUGCACCAAAAUCUAACUCGAUGUUCAGGAGUAAAGCUGUAAAAUUAAUUUGCGCGGGGGGUUGUGCAGAGAAAGCUGAUAAUCCAACUGAGAAAAUCUACGAUGAGCGAACUAUUGAACUUGGUAUUUUUGUUGACAAAUAUCUUUGGAAUGAUAUGAAAGAACAAGUAAAAGGUGGAGAAGAUGAUGUAAAGCUUGCUAUGCUAGAUAUGAUUCACAGCCUUGUCGUUAGCACUGAAACACUUUAUCAGCAUCCAACCGUAUCUGCAAAAGGAGGUUUUAAGCUGGCUAUUAAUGGUAUAGUAAUCUGGAAGGAUGAUAAUGAUCCUCUAGUCAAGGCUAUUCAUGAUGCUGGAGACCAGUUGGAACAGCUUGAUGCCUUUCAGGAAUAUGCGAAGAAUAAUAAUGAACUUGUUUAG
Molecule: messenger RNA, 1723 nt
Organism: Eurytemora carolleeae
Lineage: Eukaryota; Metazoa; Arthropoda; Copepoda; Calanoida; Temoridae
Product: glutamic acid-rich protein
Exons: 20
Coding region: 26-1723 (565 amino acids)
Source: RefSeq, a predicted model, not a curated record